Molecule: messenger RNA, 3008 nt
Organism: Spea bombifrons (plains spadefoot toad)
Lineage: Eukaryota; Metazoa; Chordata; Amphibia; Anura; Pelobatidae
Gene: N4BP1
Product: NEDD4 binding protein 1
Exons: 8
Coding region: 131-2686 (851 amino acids)
Biological process (GO): negative regulation of proteasomal ubiquitin-dependent protein catabolic process; negative regulation of protein ubiquitination
Cellular component (GO): nucleus; PML body
Source: RefSeq, a predicted model, not a curated record
UAGAAACAGAGGCGUUCAACCACCCUGAACCCGGCCGCAAGGGCGAGCCAGAGAUAGGCGCUUCCAAUGGGCCCGUGAGUAGUUGGCAGUGCUGGGCACCAGCGGAGAUCCAGACUGAGGACGGGGAGGAAUGGCUGAAGCUGCUGCACCCGGCGGAUCAGGAAGGGAGCUCGUCGAUGAAUUCACCGCCCCUGCGGACAAGAGGUCCCUGCUGGAGAGAAGCAGAGGCCGGAUUCAGGCGCUCUUUCCAGUGCUGUUCACCGUGCUGGGCUCUUUGGAGAGCUUCCAUUAUGCAGAGAGAGAGGAUGAGCGAAGCCCUGGUCACAUCUGGCUGCAAAUCAAAGGGGAGAGAGAGGCUGUGCGUAAGGCCAAGGAAUACGUGAAGGGUCUUUGUGAACCAGAAAUGGAGGCAAAGGAAAGCUAUCCAAAAGAAAUGCACUGCAUCUUCGUCGGGGCCAAGAGCCUGUUUCUUAAUCGUCUCAUUCAGGAUACCUACGCCAACAUCAGCGUGUUGGAAAUCGGGGUCCUCAGUAUCAAAGGGGCCACGGAACCUGUAGUGAUGGCUCAAAGUCAGGUCCAGCAGUUUGUGAGCCUCUUCAGGAACAACGAGAGCGUGCCGUGCGACAAAGAGCCCGACGUGAAAAAAAAGUUCAAGUGUUUCGUGGAGGCGCACGCGGACAAGUACACGGUGGAUUUAUUACUGCUGCCCAGUGCCCUGAAGGACGCGCUCUUGGGGCUGACCGGGGACGACCGCCGUUGGGAGAAUGACGAUAGUUUGGAUGCCCAGCUGAAUAGUUCAGAUCACUCAUCUGAGCACCAAAUAAACACCAAGGAAAAGCGUAGAAAGCAAGCGGGGACGCCUGUCACAGAGCUGACUUGUCAGCUGGACUCUGUUUUUUUCAGUGUUUCUGACUCCGGUGGAGGGUCGUUAAACGGGAAUUCAUCCCUAGAGGAGCGUCUGUCGGUUAAAAGGCGUUACUCUGAAAGCGACGAAAGGUGCGCAAAGAAGCUCUUCUCGCUGGACGGCAUUCAGGUGGAUGGACCCGUCUCCAGAACUGACGACGCGUCCAAUGUUCCCAUUAUUGACUUGGUUUCCGAAUCCAGUGACUGGGAAGAUUCUGUGAUACUGGUGGAAGGCGAGGACCAUGUCAGCGCAGAAACCGAAUAUAAAAUCCUCGUCAACUUUUUUAAAACGAUGGGAUAUUCCCAGGAAGUAGUUGAGAAGGUUAUUGGUGAAUUUGGACAAUCAGAGGAACCCCUUAAACUCCUGGAGGAAAUUGAAAAGGAGAACAACAAAGUGCAAGAUCUCCCCUGUGUUUCCAAUGGUGGUACCAGUACAGACCAGUUCAAGCCUAACAAAACCAUUCCUGGGGGAAAAAACAUUAGGCUGCCUGUCAAAGAGUCCUUUCCGGUGCAGGAGGUGAUCAUAGAUUUAACAAUCCACAAGGGUUCCUCAGAUGACAAGACUCCCCCGAGCAGCACGUGUGAUAUAGAGAGCGACGCAUGCGAUUCUUUCAAAUCCAGACUUCAGGCACAAAGGACAGCGCUAAAAAAUUUUGAUUUUGUUGCGAGAGGCGCAUCCGGUCCGUCUCCCCCAUGUACCGAUUUGAUUGUUUUAGACGGUGCAGGACCUUCCAAGAUGCCUCCUGUGACCUCUACAAACAGAAGCUCGCAAGGCCCUUUAGCCCACAGGGGGGAAUUGGCUCCGGCACCAAGCGAGAGACCGCCCCGAUGUCAGAAUGACCCUCCUGUAACCGGAGUUCAGAUAUUUCUCAAUUCCAUUAAAGUUCCUUACCGCUUAGAACUGAAAAACGAGCCCGGAAGGAGAGACCUAAAGCGUGUUAUUAUCGACGGCAGUAAUGUGGCCAUGAGUCAUGGUUUGAAUAGAUUCUUUUCUUGCCGGGGAGUCGCUAUAGCGGUGGAGUACUUCUGGAAGAGAGGCCACCGGGAUAUAACCGUGUUUGUCCCACAAUGGAGAACCAAGCGUGAUCCAAAUAUAACAGAACAGCACUUCUUACAGCAGCUACAAGAUUUGGGGAUCCUGUCUUUCACUCCGGCCAGGACGGUGCUGGGUACCCGAAUUGCAUCGCACGAUGACAGAUUUCUGUUGCACCUUGCAGAGAGGACGGGAGGUAUAAUCGUAACGAAUGAUAACUUACGGGAAUUUGUUGUGGAAUCUCCCGUCUGGAGAGAGAUCAUUAAACACAGGUUGUUACAGUAUACGUUUGUCGGAGAUCUCUUCAUGAUCCCAGAUGAUCCUUUGGGAAGACAUGGACCGAAUUUGGAUGACUUCCUUAGGAACCACCAUGACAUCUGGAAUGUGCCCGGUGGUCAUGCACUCAACGGAGGAAUACAUCGUCCUGUCUCUACCUGCACCCCGCGCCAGUCGGUGGCAACCGGUGUCUGCGCCCCGCGCCAGUCGGUGGCAACCGGUGUCUGCGCCAGCAAUCCCUGCCGCUUUCCGGUUGGGGAUGAAAGGCUUGCGUUCAACCCAACACUUCAGAAUAUUUUGCGGCCUCUCCCCCUCACCCCCCCGCAGAGGACUCUGGCCGAAACCUCACAAUUAAAAGAAGCCCUUCUAAAGAUUUUCCCAGAAUCGAACCAGCAGCAGAAAAUCCAUCAGAUACUUUCCUCCCACCCCUACAUGAGAGACCUCAAUGCGUUAUCAGCCAUGGUCCUGGACUGAAGAGUUUGUUUCUCUUUGGAAAGUCACGUUUUGUGACACAAAGUGAAUAUUUCAUGUUGAGUUGCUUAUUUUAUUUGUACUUUUUAUUAUAGUUUUGUUACGUUAAAGGUACCCUCGUGUGUAAACACUGUACCCUGUCCACAAUUCCCAGCGGAUAAUCCCCUAAGGGCCAAGUGCCUUUGUGCCUCUGUGUAUAGUUUGGGACCAGGCGAUACCCCGGUGUUUGGGGCGCUUGUACCUAAAUUUAAAGAGAAUUUGCGUUACCGAAGGAGCAGUCCCUCGGUGUGACUUUUACCGGCUGCUUCGGAUGGAGAUUGUGUCC